GGCAUGAUGACCGAAUCAUUCUUCAGUUUGAAGCCCGGACUCCUCGUGCAGUGCUUUGAAAGGCCACAUUGUUGCGUCUUUAUGCUGAUCUGUGAGUCUUCAUUCAUUCAUUGUGUGCGAGAGACUGAAAACACAUCACAUCUCUUCAGACAUGGGUUGUUAUGAAUGCUGUAUGCGGUGUUUGGGUGGAAUACCAUACAUCUCUGUGGUGGCUACACUCUUGUGUUUCUCUGGUGUUGCUCUGUUCUGUGGUUGUGGACAUCAGGCCCUUACAGAAAGUGAGAGACUCAUUGAGACCCACUUCACCCGAGACCAUCAGGACUACAUCACACUGGCAUAUCUUAUUGAGUAUUUCCAGUAUAUUAUCUACGGCCUGGCAUCCUUCUUCUUUCUUUACUGUAUUAUCCUGUUAGCCGAGGGAUUUUACACCACCAGUGUAGUGCGUCAGUCAUUCGGGGAGUUUCGGAGCACAGUCUGUGGCCGAUGUAUCAGCACAACGUUCAUCGUGAUCACAUACAUGCUGGUCAUAGUCUGGUUACUUGUCUUCUGCCUCUCUGCACUACCCGUCUACUUCAUCUACAACAUGUCAAACACCUGUCACACUAUAAACUUUCUCUCGGAGACGCCCUCCAGUAUAAACCAGCUGUGUAUUGAUGCCAGGCAGUACGGUCUACUUCCGUGGAACGCUGUACCAGGAAAAGUUUGUGGUACGAGACUGUCUAAUAUAUGCAAGACGAGAGAGUUUUCCUUGACUUAUGAUCUGUACGUGGCAGCGUUUGCCGGAGCAGGAAUGACGGUUUUGGCUCUGCUGACAUAUACUGUGUCCAGCACCUAUAACUUUGCUGUUUUGCGUUAUCUGGGGAGAAAAGGCAUCAGUCCACGCUGUUAAUGUUUGAUCUGUCCUGGGUCUUCCUCUAUUCCUGUCAAUAACACAGCACCAUACUGGAGGAUUUGAUCAUCACCCCUUUACUCUUUACACAGCACAGCAUGGCUUUACUUUUCUCUUAUUUCACAAACUUUUCAAACUUUUUGAAUUCUGCUACAAAUGCGUGAUUUGAUAUUUUUUCACUUGAUGUUUUUACAUCUACACUUAUUUGGGCAUUAUGUUGCUCUUUCAACUCUUCUUGGAAAGUUUUGUGAAUUCAGAAGUUUUAAUUGAUACCCAAAUGUUCCCACUCAAAAAAGUUUGGCUGGGAAAACAUAAACAGUGCGAUUUUAAUUCUGUAUUUAUUUUAUUUUUUCAAUGACUUAAGGGCAGUUUCCCGGACAGGGAUUAGACUAGUCCUAGACUAAAAUAAAUGUGAGAGCUGUACAAACUGAAAAAAAGCUUGCACUGACAUAUCUUAAAAUACAUCAGUGCCCUUUGUUUUACCUCAAAAUGCACACAAGUUAUGUUUUUAGUAAGGCAUGAUUGUUAAAACUAGUUAUAUUUCCUAAUUAAACUAAUGCCUAGUCUGGCCUUAAAGGAACAGUGUGUAGGAUUGUGGCUUAAACUGGUACUGCAAUCACACAACUGGUGGCCAAUACACAAAAUGACAACAUAAACAUCAGUUGAGGGCUGCAACUGCACUUUUUAAAUGACAAUAUCCUGGCCGGACCAAUGUUGUCAGUGAUAUAAGUAUUUCAAAUGAAAAUGAUUUCUUAAUGUCUAGUGACAUAUCAGGGCCAUUUUAUGAUUCAUUGAUAUAAAUGUCUUACAUACUGUUCCUUUAAGAUAAUCUCUGUCUGGGAAACCACCAGUUAAAGGUUUAGUACUAAAACCCAAAGUGCUUUGUUUUUACAAUUCUGCCAUCGUGACUUGUAGGCAGCAUUAAUGUCAUUUUUUUAUGUUUGUGCCAUGUUAGUUUGAUAUCUACGGUUUGUAUUUAUGUAAUAGAAAAUCAAGGUAAUCAUUAGAUAAUACGAUUAUGUUGAGAUGUGCAAGAGAAAAACUCUCACGGUGGUGAUGUGUGGUUUCCAUGGUGAUGAUCCCUCACAUCUGGUUGCCAUGGAGUCAGACACGGUAAUGUGCGUUUUUUUUUUUGUCUCGUGACCCCAGCCCUUUUUU
Messenger RNA from Paramisgurnus dabryanus, 2047 nucleotides. Lineage: Eukaryota; Metazoa; Chordata; Actinopteri; Cypriniformes; Cobitidae. The record is from RefSeq and is a predicted model, not a curated record.